AAAUUCAUUUUUUUUUCCAGUUAUGGUGCGGGGAGCGGCGAUAGGCUUGAUGGUGAUGGUGGUGGUGACAGGCGCCCUGGCCGAGGAACAGGACACCGCAGACAGGGAGCGACGGGCCCCCUCAGGAUUCCUGGGGAUGCGAGGCAAGAAGGAUGUGUCCACCCCCCUCGAGAACAUCGUCCCCGCCGUCAACGACUACACGCUGCAGGACUCCUUCCCCGCCUCCCUCUACGGCCUCAGGGACGACAAUGGCCCAGUGGUUCUUGCCGUUCCCUGGAGAGUCAAGAAGGCGCCAUCCGGGUUCCUGGGCAUGCGCGGCAAGAAGAGUGGCGAAGAGGCCUUUGGCGAAGCAGGGAUGGACAGCGAGCUGGAGACCCUCCUCAAGCGUGCUCCUUCAGGGUUCCUGGGCAUGCGUGGCAAGAAGGCUCCUUCAGGGUUCUUGGGGAUGAGAGGCAAGAAGGCUCCGUCGGGCUUCCUGGGGAUGAGAGGCAAGAAGCACUUUGACGAUGAGAGUGAAAUUGAUGCCUAUAUCCAGGCAUUGACAGCAAUGGUGGACGGGCAGCAAGAAAAGCGAGCUCCUUCCGGGUUCUUGGGGAUGCGGGGCAAAAAGGCGUUCUUCGGCGACAGCUCCGACGAGGAGAUGAGCGUGGCAGGAGUGGACAAGAGAGCACCCUCAGGCUUCCUGGGUAUGAGGGGCUGAGGUUUGAGAUGUUCUACGCUGAGCCUCUGCCUCAUCUCGAGAUGCACUGGGAGCAGCUGUGUAACCCACAACCACCUCUUCAGUGACCUUCCCAGCCGAGAAAGAAACCUUAGUGCAGGACUUGCCACCAGUUGUCGCCUACUGAGCACUCGUGGUAGCUCUCACAGAAUAAAUAUAGCUCGAUAAUUCUAAGAAAAGACUAUGCGAGUGUUUAGGCCUCUUGUGUAUCCACCGAAAAGUCCUCUGUUCAUCUUGGUGGAUUUAAAACAUCAGCAGUAGUGAAAGUUCUUUAUCCUGUAAGUCAUUUAACCUUCAACAGCCUUCCUUAGCACCUUAUUUGUACAGUUGAAUCCUCUCCUAAAUCGUACGUAGCAGCCACAACUUUUGCUUGGUGUGAUCCCUGUCCUCUGCCCAUUAGAAGUCCUCGAGGCUGGGGAACAUAAAGUGUGGAGGAUCUGAUCCCACAAGCACACACCUUAAACCUAUUCCUUGGCUGGUAAUCUCAUUGAACAAUAGUUUUUAUUUGUUAUAGGAUUAUAAUGUAAAUUAUAGAUAAUGUAAAUUUUGGCACGAAGUAAAGAUUUGGAAUCUAAUUGUAUUUAAUUUGGUUUCAAUGCCUCUAAUAAAGUAAUAUUUGCAUUGUAA
Messenger RNA from Procambarus clarkii (red swamp crayfish), 1345 nucleotides. The record is from RefSeq and is a predicted model, not a curated record. Lineage: Eukaryota; Metazoa; Arthropoda; Malacostraca; Decapoda; Cambaridae.